UGAAACGACGGGUAAAUUUGAAUUAUUUGAAUUUAUGAAAAAGAAGAAGAAAAAAAAGAAGAAUCAUCAUAACCUCAAAAAUCUGAUCAAGCACAACAUGUGACUCAGCAAUUUUCCAAUGUAUUUUCUUAAUUUUUAUAUUUAAUUUUGUAGUAAGAGUGUCAGAGUAGUAGUGAAAUAUAGAGAGAAGUGUUUAUGAACUGAAUUAAGUGUUUAUUUAUCAACAAAAAGACUCAAAAGCAAGAGAAAACAUCAAAGUGUCCCAGCAGCCUGCAUGCUCCGUCACGCCGGUCGCAUCGACCCGGAGUAUUAUUAAUCAACCUAUGUAUAUUGCAGGUUAGAAGCAUUGGGGCACCACAUAUGCAUUCAGCAUAAUGAGAAUGUACUAAUUAUCCCGUAUCUCGUACGCAGGUACGUUCUCAAUAACAUAAUUCUGGUCCUUCGAGAAACAACACGAACUGCAGCACAAUGACAGAACCAUCAGCAACACCCGAAGUAACCAAGAAGAAGACUCUCCAUAGGGAACGAGGGAACCUCAAGCGAUCACUCACUGUCCUUGAAUCCAAACUGGCGCAACAACCAAUCUCGCAUGCCCUGGCGAAGUCAAUGAUCACUCAAGUACAAGACCUUCAAGACCGAUUCUUCCCAAUUCAGGAGCAAUUGGAGGAUCUCACACAACAUGAUGUAAAGCUCUUCGAAAAGGAAGACAAGGAAGCCACAUCGUUCUACGAGCGAUGCAUGGAAAUCAAAAUCAAAGCAGGUGAAUCUCUCUACGAUGAACCUCAACAAUCUCAAGAUGACAGUGUUUCGUACGCUGACCAAGAUGACAUCAAGAAAGCUCUGAGCAAUCAGACGAACAUUAUGCAAAAGAUGCUGGAGUUUCAACGGAUGGGCUCCUCAUCCUCCAAUGGUGGUGGACGUACCAAGCUGCCACAAUUGUCGCUCCCAAGCUUUGACGGUCGUUAUACAGAAUGGCCUCGGUUUAGGGACGCAUUCCAAAGCGCAAUUCAUUGCAACAAUGAACUGAAGCCUAACGAGAAGAUGCAAUAUCUUAAAUUGUCAUUGACUGGAUGUGCGGCUGAGUACAUCUCACAUGUGCCAAUAUCUGAUGACAAUUACGAACCAACAUGGGCACGCCUCUCCAAGAGAUACGAAAAGAAAGGACACUUGAUGAACGCUUUCAUCGACGAAUUUAUGACACAAUCGAAGCAAAAGGUGGACAAUGCUGCUGACCUCUUGCAGGCCAGCAGGAAGUACAGACAAAUCGUCGAUAGUAUGAAAGCACUUGGUGAAGAAUGCCUCUCAUUGGAUGUGUGGAUGAUCUACCUAAUGAAACAAAACAUGCACGAGAAGUUCCGCACGAAGUGGGAGGAAACCCGUGAUUCAGAGAGCAUUCCGACAGUGGAAGAAUUCUUUGAGUUCAUGGACAAAUCAACGGAUGUUUUGGAGCGAGCGGCUGUCAACCUUGAGCCCAAGAAGCCCAAGCAACCUGAAACUACCGGAAAACCUGCCAAAGGGAUCAUCAAGUCUCACCACACUGAAGUGAGUCAAUGCUACAAAUGUGGAGCUGAUCAUGCGCUAUACCAAUGUGAUCAGUUCAAAGCUCUUUCUCUGGAUGAGAGAAGGAGACUCGUGACAAAAUCCAGUCUUUGCUACAAUUGCCUUCGCAGCAAUCAUUCCUCAAAGAAAUGUAUGUCGAAAUCAAGAUGUCGUGAAUGUCAAAAGCCUCAUCACACUUUGCUCCACAUGCCUCCUGAUGUGGCUCAAAAGCCUCAAACUUCGGCGACACAGUCAGGGCCUCCUACUGUGCCGCAAACACAAGCUCCUUCUCAACCUGCCGCUCCCACAGCUGGCGGGAAUCAAGUCUUUAUGGGACACCAGUCAUUUCUUCCACAACGAGCUCUGCUUCCUACAGCACUCGUGUACAUCAAGGACGUCUAUGGAGUCAAGAGGAAAUGUCGGGUACUGAUCGAUGGAGGAGGAGAAUGCACUAUGAUUACGGAAGAUUGUGCACAGCGCUUGUCUCUCCCGAGGCAACCUGCUCGAAUCCCUGUUACGGGCGCUGGUGCGGUAACAGUCGGACAUACACGUGGAGUGAUCAACAUGGAAUUGAGCUCUACCUACAAUGAAAACAACAAGAUCAACGUACAAGCUUAUGUCAUGCUGAAGGUGACAUCUGAACUUCCGUCAGUUUCACUCACAGCGAUGAAAUGGUCUCAUUUGGAAUCGCUACAAAUGGCUGACCCACACUUCAAGACACCAAGCAAGGUGGAUAUCAUCCUUGGCGCAGAAUACGCUGGACAGAUUGAAAUGGGUGAAAUCAUCAGGGGAAAUGUUGGUGAGCCUAUAGCUAAGCUCACAAUCUUCGGCUGGAUAGCCACAGGACAAGUUUCAGCACAAGCUCACUCAUUCAAUUCUUUCCACACUGAACUUGAUCUCAACGAUUCACUGAAGAAGUUCUGGGCUACAGAGUCUGUGAUGCCAGCAAAGCCUAGACUCACUGAAGAAGAACAGCUGUGUGAAUCCCAUUUCCAGGAGACACACUCACGUGACGAGACAGGAAGGUAUGUUGUCGAGUUUGCAUUCAAAUCCUCUCUUGAGGACUUGGGUGACUCUGUGCCGGCAGCAAUGGCACAAUUCAAGGCAAUGGAAAGGCGUUUCUCACGCAACCCAGAGUUUCAUCAAAGUUACAAGGAGUUUAUGUCUGAGUAUAUAUCUCUGGGUCACAUGGAACUUGUUCCACCCAAUGAACCUGAGAAACCUCAUCACGGGAAGUAUCUGCUGCCACACCAAGCAGUUUUGAGGCCGAGCAGUGAGACGACAAAGUUCAGGGUGGUUUUCAAUGGAUCAGCCCCCACUCCGCCUCUCAAUGUGUCCUUCAACGACACCCUGGCAGUAGGUCCUGUCCUUCAAAGUGACCUUUUUACUUUGCUUGUGGGUUUCAGGAUGCACAAGUUCGCUUUCUCUGCCGACGUCGUAAAAAUGUAUCGGCAAAUUGGUAUCGCUAAGAAGCAUAGGGAUUAUCUGAGUGUCUUUUGGCGCGAUGAUCCAUCAAAAAAGUUGCUAAUUUACAGACUGACGACGGUGACAUAUGGCACCUCUAGCGCGCCAUACCUGGCCACCAAAGUUCUCCAACAGAUAGCAAAUGAUUAUCAGAGCGAAUUCCCCGCAGCAUCCCAGGCCAUCAAGUCAUGCUUCUACAUGGAUGAUUUGUUGUGUGGUGCUGCCACAUUGGAAGAAGCUAAAGCACUGCGACGUGACAUUGAAGAGGUCCUCAACCGAGGAUGUUUCCCGCUCCGGAAGUGGUCGUCAAAUUCACCAGCUCUACUCGAAGACAUCCCUCAAGAUAAGUUGGCAAUCACCCCGGAACAAGUACUUACACAAGCGAAAUGCAUUUCAGUCCUUGGGCUGGACUGGAAUACUGGGAAGGACAUACUCGCAGUGGCAAUCAAGGAUCCACCACCCGUAUCUACUAUGCGGGACUAUUGCUCAGCUGCAGCAAAAACAUUUGAUCCACUCGGUUUCAUAUCACCAGUCACAAUCAAGUUCAAGAUGCGAUUUCAAACCUUUUGGAGUCUUGGGCUGGAUUGGAAAAGCAAACUCCCUCAAGAAGUUGUGACCGAGUACGAGAAAAUCCAAUCACAAUAUCCAUUGCUGCAGAACGUGGAGAUUCCCCGGAUUAUUCCCUCUGAGAAAGGUGUGAUUGAAUUGCACGGCUUUUGCGACGCCUCUGAACGAGCUUAUGGGGCUGUUGUCUAUGCCAUGGGUCUCGAUGAGAAUUCACAAGCAACAGUCAAUCUGGUCAUAUCCAAAUCUCGCGUCGCACCCCUUAAGCCUCUAUCUAUUCCACGACUCGAAUUGAAUGGUUGUCUCGUACUCGCACAGAUGAUAGAGAAACUGAAGGAAUCACUACCGGAGUACGAAAUUCGAGUUCACGCUUGGACAGACUCUAUGGUUUGUCUUCAAUGGCUUCACGAUGAUCCUCGUAGGUGGAAAACUUACGUAGCGAACAGGACGAGUCUCAUUCUGGACAUUAUUCCACCGGAGCAAUGGCGACAUGUUUCUACAGAUGACAAUCCCGCGGAUUGUAUCUCCAGGGGUCUUUUCCCGGAGGAGUUUAUGCAGCAUACACUUUGGUGGCAAGGACCUGCGUGGCUCAAGGGGGGAGAAGAUCAAUGGCCCGCUAAGGCAAUCAUCACUAAGAAAAAGACAAACGAGGAGCGGACAUCGACUGUUCAGCUAUUCACAAAGAUGGAGGAUAAUCCUAUCCUCACAGCACUCAUGGAGAAGCAUUCGGAUUAUUUGUCAAUAGUCCGCAUGGUGGCUUAUCUACAACGCUUUGGGAACAAUCUGCGGCAGCCAAAGGAUGAACGUCAAUUGGGAUUCCUCACAGUUUUGGAACAAACACGGGCUGCACACUGCAUUUUUGUUCAAAUUCAGAAGCAUUCCUUUGAUGAUGAAUACACAUGUCUCGAGAAAGGGAAAUCCAUCCCUUCUUCCAGCAACUUGCGGCGUUUGGUACCCUUUUUGGAUGAGUUUGGGGUUAUGCGAGUUCUCGGUCGUCUUGGAAACGCACAAGUGUCAGAGAGGACUCGGCAUCCCAUCCUUCUACCUGGCAAACACCCAUUCAUUCGAAGUUUGGUUAUGUUCACGCACACUACUUAUCAACAUGCAGGAAAUCAACUCACAAUGGGAAUUCUGAGCACAAAGUAUCACAUCUUGGGAUUGAGGAAGCUUGUUAGGAGUGUGACUCAGAAUUGCAUCAAGUGCGUGAAGGCGAAACCCAGGACUGUCACUCCUCUUAUGGGCCACUUGCCGGCGGUGAGAGUGCAGGAGAAUCGGCCUUUCUACAAAUCCGGCUGCGACUUUGCUGGGCCGUUUCAGAUACGUACAUCCUACCUCCGGAAAGCGCCAAUCGUGAAGGGAUACAUAUGUCUGUUCAUAUGUAUGGUCACUAAAGCUGUACAUUUGGAGUUGGUAAGUGACCUCAGCACAGAGAAGUUCAUUGAAGCCCUAGACAGGUUCCGUAGUCGCCGUGGACAUUGCCAUACAAUCUACUGUGAUAAUGGCAGCAAUUUCGUGGGGGCAGCAGGAGUCACUCGAGAGGAACGUCUGAAAGGGAUUCGCAUUCAUCAGGGAAAAGUCAGCAAACACAUGUCAAGCCAAGGCACACAGUUCCACUUCAUCCCACCCUACUCGCCUACCUUUGGGGGUUUGUGGGAAAGGGGCAUCGGAAACUCCAAAACACACCUCAAACGAGUUCUUGGUGAGCAAGUCCUCACAUUCGAGGAGUUCAGCACUGUACUAUGCAAAAUUGAAGCCUGUCUGAACUCACGCCCACUUUGCGCCAUGUCUUUGGAUCCUGAAGAUUUGGAACCCCUCACUCCUGCCCAUUUCUGGUUGGGUCAUUCUCUCACAUUGGAGCCAACUGAGGACUUCUCAGAGUCCAACCCCAAUCGCCUUAGCCGGUGGCAACUUUUGCAACGUCAUGUUCAGCAAUUCUGGAAACGAUGGUCAAUGGAGUAUCUCACUUCCCUUCAGCAGAGGCCCAAAUGGUACAAAGAGUGCAAAAAUCUGGAAGUGGGAAAUCUUGUACUCCUCCGUGAAAACAAUUUGAGACCUUCGGUGUGGAAAAUGGGACGCAUCACUGAAGUUCAUCCAGGGAAGGAUGGAGUAGUACGAGCAGUCACGCUGAAGACAAAGGAUGGUAUCGACAAGAGGAUAGUCAGCACGGUUGCAAAGCUUCCAGUGGAGUAGCCGUCAAAGGAUUUGUUGAGAUUCCUCAACGGGGGCAGUAUGUGAGGAAUCGGUUAGAAGAAUAUGAAACGACGGGUAAAUUUGAAUUAUUUGAAUUUAUGAAAAAGAAGAAGAAAAAAAAGAAGAAUCAUCAUAACCUCAAAAAUCUGAUCAAGCACAACAUGUGACUCAGCAAUUUUCCAAUGUAUUUUCUUAAUUUUUAUAUUUAAUUUUGUAGUAAGAGUGUCAGAGUAGUAGUGAAAUAUAGAGAGAAGUGUUUAUGAACUGAA
Lutzomyia longipalpis is the source of this 6026-nucleotide messenger RNA. RefSeq lists its product as uncharacterized. The record is from RefSeq and is a predicted model, not a curated record. Gene Ontology annotation, molecular function: nucleic acid binding. Bases 469 to 5757 code for a protein of 1762 amino acids. The transcript is spliced from 2 exons. NCBI's taxonomy places the organism in Eukaryota, Metazoa, Arthropoda, Insecta, Diptera, Psychodidae. Gene Ontology annotation, biological process: DNA integration.